Messenger RNA from Arthroderma uncinatum, 1344 nucleotides. RefSeq names its product acyl-CoA dehydrogenase family protein. Bases 1 to 1344 code for a protein of 447 amino acids. The record is from RefSeq and is a predicted model, not a curated record. Gene Ontology annotation, molecular function: oxidoreductase activity, acting on the CH-CH group of donors; flavin adenine dinucleotide binding. NCBI's taxonomy places the organism in Eukaryota, Fungi, Ascomycota, Eurotiomycetes, Onygenales, Arthrodermataceae. The transcript is spliced from 4 exons.
AUGGCCGCCUCUUCCAGAAUCCCCCCUCUCAUCCAGCCGUUCGUCAGUGAGCGCGCAAGGAAGACGUUAGAUAUUAUUGAAGAGUUCGUUGAGAAAGAAUGUAUCCCAGCAGACACCCUCUUCCAGGCCCAAUUAGGCGAAGGAGAAGCCAGAUUCACCAAACAUCCUCCAGUCAUAGAAGAGCUCAAGACCAAGGCUAGGAAGCUUGGUCUAUGGAAUAUGUUCCUACCAAAGAACCACUUCAAGGAGGGCGCAGGUUUCAGCAACGUGGAAUAUGGGCUGAUGGCAGAGAUACUAGGAAAGAGUAGAGUUGCUAGCGAGGCUACCAACAAUGCUGCUCCUGACACUGGCAACAUGGAAGUUUUGGCCAAGUACGGAAACGAGGCUCAGAAGAGAGAAUGGCUAGACCCCUUGCUUGAAGGAAAGAUCCGUUCUGGGUUCUUAAUGACUGAGCCAGAUAUUGCUUCGAGUGAUGCCACAAACAUUCGGCUUAACAUCCGUCGUGAGGGAAAUGAAUAUGUUCUUAAUGGAGAGAAAUGGUGGUCCUCUGGUGUUGGUGACCCACGGUGCAAACUGUACCUUGUCAUGGGAAAGACUGACCCCAACAACUCGGACCCCUACAGGCAGCAAUCGGUUAUCCUAGUCCCUGCUGGAACUCCAGGCGUCACGAUACACAGAAUGCUGCAUGUUUAUGGCUUUGAUGACGCCCCCCAUGGUCACGGACAGGUCUCUUUCAAGAACGUCCGCGUACCAGUCUCUAACAUGGUCCUCGGCGAAGGUCGUGGCUUCGAAAUCAUCCAGGGCCGCCUUGGACCAGGCCGUAUCCAUCACGCCAUGCGCGCAAUUGGUGCUGCCGAACGUGCCCUCGAAUGGAUGAUUGCCCGUGCCAACGAUGAGAAGAAGAAGCCCUUCGGCACUCCCCUCUCUGCUCAUGGUGUUAUUCUUGAAUGGAUCGCCAAGUCGCGCCUCGAAAUCGAUUCGGCUCGUCUGAUUGUCCUCAAUGCUGCUGCUCGUAUUGACGGUGCAGAUGCAAAGGCUGCUCUUAAGGAAAUUGCCGAGGCCAAGGUUCUUGCACCCCAGGUAGCCCUCGCCGUCAUCGACCGUGCCGUACAGGCCCACGGCGCCAUGGGAGUCUGUCAGGAUACUCCUCUGGCCAACAUGUGGGCGAAUAUCCGCACCCUGAGAAUUGCAGAUGGUCCAGACGAGGUUCAUCUCCAGCAGAUGGGCAAGCGUGAAAACAAGCAGAGAAAGGAUGCCGCAAUGGCUAAGAUCAAGGCCCAAAAGGCCGAAGCUGACAGGUUAUUGAAUGUCAAUGGAUUUGGUGCCCUCAAGGGUCGUUUGUAG